Plasmodium yoelii is the source of this 957-nucleotide messenger RNA. RefSeq names its product PIR protein. Lineage: Eukaryota; Apicomplexa; Aconoidasida; Haemosporida; Plasmodiidae. The coding region runs from base 1 to 957 and encodes 318 amino acids. The transcript has 3 exons. The record is from RefSeq and is a predicted model, not a curated record.
AUGUCAAUUACUAAUGUGUGCCAAAAGUUUGACUAUUUCAGGAAGGUUUUUCGCGAUGGAUUGGAUGAUUCUAACCAAUAUCAUUUUACAAAUAGUUUAUUUAAGAAAUAUUGUCUUAAUGAAAAAUGCAAUAACGAUCUUGAUAAGAUUAAUGCUGGAUGUUUAUAUUUAUUUUAUGAAUUUUUCGGUAAAUAUGGUUCUUCAUUUGAUCCUCGUUUUUAUAAGGAUGAGGCUGUAAGUAUAAUGAUUUGGUUAGGCUAUAUAUUAAACCUAAAGUCACAUGAGGGAAUUACCACAUUAAUCGAUUUUUAUUAUAAGCAUAUAGAAAAUGACACGAGUUACACUGAGGAUAAUAUUAUUAAUCAAAAACAUAAAAAUUAUAAGGGAAUCAUAGAUGAAAUAAAGGAAUAUAUGGAUAUUAAUAUUAGUUAUAUGUCUAAAUUUUAUGAAUUACUUAAAUUAUUAUGUGAAAUGAAUACUGCUUAUACGACAAAUAAAAGUGGCGAUUUUUCACAACAUGUUAAUAAAUUUGUUGAAGAAUAUGGAAAACUAUUUAAUGAUGUUGAUAAUAAUACUGACAACAGUACAUACAGUAAAGUAUUACUUGUUAUGUCCAAUUAUUAUAAUAAUUUUGAAAAAGGCAGAAAUUUUAAUAGUGCAGAAAUUAAAUUUCCUACAUUACCAAAAGAAAAGCCAGCCAAAAAAGUUAGUGUAGAAGGUUCUAAUGCAACUCAAACAGUUGGAUCCUCGAGUGGACCAGAUAAAUCAAAUAUUGAAACGGCAACCCCGAUUUCUAACACUACAUUAUCAGAAUCAUCACUAGUAAAUAAAUUAGUUAUUGUUUUGCCGAUAUUAGCUGCAAUACCAAUUUUUUUGGUAAUUGCUUAUAAGUAUUCAUUAUUUGGAUUUCGGAAACGAUCUCAAAAACAACAAUUAAGAGAAAAGCUAAAAAAAUAA